ACCCACUUUGAAGGUCUGGUAUAACAUUAUGAUGAUUGUACUAAGAAUACAAUUAUAAAUAUAAUGAAUAUUCAAAUUUGAGAUAUGUCAGGGUUCAAAUUAAAUUUAAAAGGCAGUAAAGGGGCAGGAACCCCUUCACCUAAAAUUGGGUUUUCUCUUAAGAAAAAUAUACCUAAGAAACCUAUAAAUAAGACGGUAACUUUGGCAAAUUCCGAUUCUGAGGAUGAUGAUGAUGAGAAGAUAGUUUCCAUAGAUUCAUUUGAUCAACGGAAAGGUGGUGCUAGAAAUGGGAACAUAUCUGUAAGUGCUGAGCCUAAAAAGGAAGUGCUUGUGAUUAAAAUUCCUGAUAGUAAACAAAGAAGAACUGAAAAGUCUGCAACUGAUCAAGAUGUAAACGAGUCAAUAUCUGACUCCAAAGAUCAAAUAUUAACUGAAGAUCAAAUCAUCCGACAAUCGUUGAUCUCAGGAGAUCUGAUACCUUCUUCUGAAGGACUUACUAUUAAAAGACCUCAAUCGGUAGAUAAUGACAUCGAAGAUCAGGAAGAUGAUGAAGACCAAUAUAAUAAAGUUCCAGUUGAACAAUUUGGUGCUGCAUUACUUCGAGGAAUGGGUUGGAAACCUAAUAAAAAAGUUAAACCGAACCCAAAUUUGGAUAACGUUGAAAAACGGAAAAGGGGUGAGCUUCUCGGUAUAGGUGCACAAAAAGUAGAAAAUGAAUUAAUGCUGGACUUAAUAACACAAGCAAAAAGGAGUGAUUGGAAAUAGACAGUAAGAAGAAGUGGAGGCACUCGUUGAAGUUGUAAUUCAACUUCCCUUGUCAGUUGAAGAUGAAUAGUAAGCCAGGACCAGUACGCACAGCAGUCAUAAAGAGCCU
This is a messenger RNA of [Candida] anglica, 874 nucleotides long. The record is from the annotation of a GenBank genome assembly. NCBI's taxonomy places the organism in Eukaryota, Fungi, Ascomycota, Pichiomycetes, Serinales, Debaryomycetaceae.